ACAGCAAUGUCAGCCAUUUCUCUUUCAAGCUCCGUAAUAGGUUAGGUGCACCUCGCCUUACAAUUCAGUUGGCAAGAAGUAUGUUGAGAGUGUUUACUGAUGUUGAGGAUCCGUUCGGAUGUUCAGGGUUCGUUCGUUCACAGACAGCCAACGUUGGCUUUCCAUUUUGGGCUUCAGCAGCAUCAACCUCCAGUGGUAGCUCCAUCUCCCGUGAUUCAGAUUCUUCCGAGACUGGUUGUAGUCCUUAUGUCAGCAUCAUGAGAAUGACAGAGGCAGCCAUUGCUGAGCAUGAUCAGACCGUUGCGUUGCCAGCUGGAAAGUGCCCUUCCAGCAGCAACUUAUUGGAUCUUACCUCGGACAAAGGCUGCACGAUACUAGACUCCGAACAUGAGGGAGCUGAAAAUGUUCAACAUACACCAGCAGAUUCCACAAGUAGCUCACGCUCAAGCAGCACAUCCUGCUGUGCGACCUCCCUAACUCGUCGCUCACUCAAAGAGCGGAUUAUGAAGCCGUUUCCCAAUAUGAAGCUCAUCCGUCAGCCUUCUCGCGCAUCUCGAGAAUUUGACCUGUUUAUAUCGCGCAUUCAGUGGUUUUGUCUUGACCAGUCAGGAACUUGGAGCUUCAUAUUUUCGUGGACUGUUUUCCUGAUACUUGGCGUCCUCGUCCCUGGAAUAUCUUUCUCAAGCGUUCGUUGCUCUGACACCCAUCUUGGUCAAGACCACUCUUUCAAGCGUCUGGUUACCUGCAUUGACACUAUCCUAUGCAUUGCGUCCUUCACCUUCCUGACAAGGAUGCAGCAACAGCCAGGUCUGAGACAAGUGCUACAGCUGGAUUUCGUAUUCAAAGCAGACCCGUCAAAUGUUAAGAGGAAGUACCCGAUUGAGCUCCAAAAACUCGUGAGGUCGCUGAUGCUACUUAUCCUGCCUGCCUUGGUUAUCAAGACACUGAAAAACGCCGUCUGGUUUUCCCCUGCUGAAGCAGCUUCCCCGUUUUGUUCCCACGAGGCAGAUAGGAUUACAAGCGCAGGCAUGGCCACAGCAUGGACUGUUCUGCUGGAGAUUUCUUGGACCUACCAAAGCCUUGUUUACUUGUUUGUUUGUGUUCUCUUCCGUUUGUUGUGCUCUCUGCAAGCCAUCAGAAUCCAGGUAAGUCCUGUGCACCAGCCUGUUCUGGAAGUCCUAUGCAACAAAUAUUUGAAGUUCAUAUGCACCGGCAGGCAUACAUUGAACGACUUGAAGACGAGGUUGAUGUGGCUGCUAUGUUGAGCCAUCACAUGCAGCUGAGAGAUCACAUGGCGACCAUCAGCCACCAGUUCCGCAAUUUCCUGUUGAAGGCUCUUCUGGUCGUUUGUGCAUCACAAUUUUCAGCACUGUUCUCAUUCCUGCGGCUCCAUGGAUCUACUCCAAUUUCUCAAGCGGCUGACCUCAUGGUCUGUGCAUAUGUACAGCUCGCAGGUGUGCUUCUCUGUCUGCAUGGUGCUGCCCGUAUAACCCAUCAAGGUCACAAAAUUGUCACAGUCGUCAGCCAGUGGCAUGCAGCAGCCACCUGCCGGAACUUUGCUGGCUCUUGUAUGGAGAUGCCACAUCCACCAAGCAGCAAUGAGCCAGCUGUGCCCUUUGAAGGCUCAGAAAUCCUUUCAUCCAUUGUUCCUGUGACCACACCUCCUCGAGCAGCAGCUCAGCACUUGGCAAUGCCACUUCUAUCUAACAUCCAUCGUGCAAUGCACGCAGGAAAGUGUGCACAGCCACCUUCACUGCUAGCUCCUAGGACAUUGAGAAUGCCGCCCAGCCGACCUGGAUGUUCCAGUGUUCAAGCUGCAUUGGCUUCCACAACAAUGGAUGGAUGCCCACGAUCUGGAAGCAAUGACGUCCAGCUGCAUGCAGGAAUCUCUUUUGUGGGUUUCGAUGGUGAAGGCUUGGCACCAGGGACGUCAGUGGUAGAAGGAGCUCUUGACAUGAGCAACUCGCAGCAAGGUGGAGCUGAACAAGGACAGUUCCAGGCUGUCCAAGAAGGGGAGGGGCAAAAACUUCUCGCCGGCCAAGGUCUGAUCAAGAUGCUUCACAGGGUUGGGUCAGGAGCGGCAACCUUGGUAGACAUUGCAGGGAUUGAGAAAGAGCCUAAGAACUACGAAAAUGAUGCCUUCCACAAGCGGGUUGCAUUUGGUAAGUAUGUGCUGACUGGCCGCCUCGUCGCUGAGGUCCAUAAAGUCUUUACUGACAUUGCUGGCCUUUUUCCAGUUACCUAUCUUCAACAUUGUCCAUGUGGCAUCACACUUUACGGCUUUCCAAUGGACAGAUCCUUCUUGUAUGCCAUCUUUGGGCUUGUUUUCUCCUUGGCAACAUUUAUAAUUGGGCGUGCAGCAUCUGCCCAUGUACCCAAGCAA
Messenger RNA from Closterium sp. NIES-67, 2383 nucleotides. The record is from the annotation of a GenBank genome assembly. Lineage: Eukaryota; Viridiplantae; Streptophyta; Zygnematophyceae; Desmidiales; Closteriaceae.